Messenger RNA from Plenodomus lingam JN3, 180 nucleotides. NCBI's taxonomy places the organism in Eukaryota, Fungi, Ascomycota, Dothideomycetes, Pleosporales, Leptosphaeriaceae. The record is from RefSeq and is a predicted model, not a curated record.
AUGCGUUGUUCGAGGCCGCUCGAGGUAGUUGGAGACAGAGUCUUAUUUGCAUGGUCUCAUCCUACGUGUACAGACCCAUACCGCCAGGAGAACAUGGUAUCGCAUGUCGUGUCGGAUAUCACGAUGAGACGAAAGUGUGAGGGAAUCAUAAUGUGUAUUAGUACGAGCGAUCGCGAUUAG